Messenger RNA from Echinostoma caproni, 453 nucleotides. The record is from the annotation of a GenBank genome assembly. Lineage: Eukaryota; Metazoa; Platyhelminthes; Trematoda; Plagiorchiida; Echinostomatidae.
AUGCGCUUUGCAACUCCACAGUGCAGUGCUACUUCUACCACAAUAGCAUCGAAUGCGGACUUCCUGGAGAAUUCUCACUCGUAUUCAGAGACGAAAGAGCAUUUGCUAUCAUCAAUACCACGGAAAAAUUCUUGUCCACCAACUGAUUCAAGUGUGAACACUGCGGCAUCCCCGAAACCGCCUGCCGUGGUGCGUCAAAGCGUUAUGGACUACGAAACGUUUCUGCGACAAACAGCCCCAACCGAAUCCAGUGAUGCAACCCAAUCGGAAGCGCGUGAAAUCGAAGAGGACGAGGUUCGGUUUGACAUACAGAACCGUCUAAAGAAUAAAGGACAUACUAUCAUUCCCACUGAUCUACAACCCGGUAACACCCUUCCAACCGCAACAUCCCAAUCGAAAGCAGACAGGAACUGGAACGAGGGAGAUAACGAAGAAGAUAGUUUCUAUGAUUGA